This is a messenger RNA of Naumovozyma dairenensis CBS 421, 1680 nucleotides long. It is a transcript of the gene ATP25, whose product is annotated as Atp25p. The transcript has a single exon. Gene Ontology annotation, biological process: mitochondrial proton-transporting ATP synthase complex assembly; mRNA stabilization; mitochondrial gene expression. Gene Ontology annotation, cellular component: mitochondrion. The coding region runs from base 1 to 1680 and encodes 559 amino acids. The record is from RefSeq and is a predicted model, not a curated record. NCBI's taxonomy places the organism in Eukaryota, Fungi, Ascomycota, Saccharomycetes, Saccharomycetales, Saccharomycetaceae.
AUGCUGCUGAGAACAAGAUUAGGGGUUACCAUGGUGUCGAAGAAACCACAGUUGUCGAUAGCUAUGUCUUUGGUACCGAUGAGAUAUAAUUCCAUUGUGGCCAAGCCAUGGUAUCUAGUACCUAAACCCAAGAAGGAAACAGUGCUGGAAGAGAUCGAAUAUCCUAAGGAAAGUCCUUCUUCUCUUACGGAAAUUACAUCUGAAUUACAAAAAUUGGGAUUAACUGAUGUGAAGAUUUUCGACCAGAGACCGAACAAUAAGGGAAUCCUGGUUGUUUCCACCACCAAAUCUAUCGCUCAUUCAAAUAAAUCCUCAAUUGAAUUGAACAAAUUUUUGAAGAAUAGGUUCAAUUCAUUGCCCGAUAAAGAAGGACUGAUAAGUAGUACAGAUACUAAAAAAUUACAAAGACGAUUAGAAAGACGUAAAAAGAUUAAAGCGAAUUUUAAUAACAAGCAAAAAGUAGGUAAACAAGAUAAUUGGGUUAUGAUAAAGUGCCAUGUAGAUGAUAUAUUUGUUAAUAUGAUAACAGCGGAAAGAAGGAAGGAACUGAACUUGGAAGAACUUUGGGCAACCACUGAAGAAGAGCGUGAAUAUUAUCAAGAUAAAGCAGCAAAGGAUUAUCAGUAUACGAAGCAACAGAGCACGGUCGAAGACGAUAAUAUAUUGGCUGGAUUGAGACGUUUGGCUUAUCAGAGAAGACAAUAUUCUACUACAUCUAGUAGCCGUCGUACACCAACACUCUUAAAUAAGUUUAUUAAGGAAAAUGAGUUUGAGAAUGCUGAUCAGUUACUUCAUAGUGAAGAGGGCUUCUUCGAUCUCGAUGUCCUGUCACGACUAAAAGUGAUAUAUAAGCACAGACCUCAUUCUAAUAUUGAAAAUAAUGUUAAUAUUCCCAAUUGGAAGUGUUAUUUCGAUAAACACUGGCCUUUGAUAUUACCUAAAGACGGAAUUGAAUCCGAAAAGUACUGGAAACUACGAUUACAAUUUUUAACAUCAUUGCAUAAGAAGUACCCACAACUGUAUACCACUCGUUGUAUUAGCAAGGAUUACUUUCUAUUGAAGAAAUCUAACGGUUUUCAAUUGACCACUGCAGAUUUCGUAGCAUUUUUAAAGUCUCUUUUGUUGACUCCAUGUAUAAAUAAGCAAUCUUUAAUAGAAAGGAACAAAACAAUCGUGGAGAUGUUAUCACUUUAUUUAAGUUCUGCUGAAGUGUCCAUGGAAGCAAUAAUAACUAAUCCUGAGGUUAUUUCCUUAUUGUUGCGAUCUUUGAUUAACGAUGACCGAACGAUAGUCCUACAAAAUCCCUUGCAAGAGCUUUUAGUCUAUUUCAAAACCAGAGGUUGGUCCAAAAAACCGCAAAGAAAAAUAAUUAUAUCUAUUUUAGAUACUCUCUUCGAACUUCGUGAUUGGAAGAAAGUUUUCUUAUUUUGGAAUACUCAAAUCUCCCGUAUUGGUCCAGAUAGCGACGAUAGGCCUUGGGCUCAUUUCAUCCACCUGUUUAAUGAAACGAAUGACUUGUCGACAAUGAAGAAACUUGUAACAGAGGGACAUCUUUUGCAGCUAAAGAGAUUUAAUACCCCCAUAGAUGAAAACUUGAGGAAGAAUCUAGAAGAACUGUUCAAUAAGGUUGAUCCAGAGGAGCAGUAUUUUGAAAAUUUGAAGUUAUUCCUAAUGGGUUAA